AUGUCCGAAGAAGAAGAAGUGAAACACUUGGAUCAAGGUGCCAGAGUUAAUGGUAAAAACUGGAAAAUUGGAAAAGAUGCAUUUAGAGUUAAAAGUAUAGGUGUUAAAUCAACAUGGGCUAAAAAGCAAGAACAAAGACAAAAAGAUGAACAAAUCAAAGCAAAAUUAAAAGAAUUAAAACAAGAAAAAGAUGAAGAAAAAAGACAAAAAAUUCAAGCUAUAAAAGAUAAGAAAGCUAAAAAGGAAGAAAAGGAAAGAUAUCAAAAAUUAGCUGAAAAAAUGCAUGCUAAAAAAGUUGAAAGAAUGCGUAAAAGAGAGAAAAGAAACAAAUUACUUAAAGAUCGUUAA
This is a messenger RNA of Hansenula ciferrii, 348 nucleotides long. It is a transcript of the gene CGR1, whose product is annotated as Cgr1p. The record is from RefSeq and is a predicted model, not a curated record. The coding region runs from base 1 to 348 and encodes 115 amino acids. The transcript has 2 exons. Lineage: Eukaryota; Fungi; Ascomycota; Saccharomycetes; Phaffomycetales; Wickerhamomycetaceae.